AUGGAUGCCGACGACUCUCUUCUCUCCAGUGAGAACAAUGAUACUGUCUCCGCAUCGAGCUUCCCACAAACACAAUUGCUGAACCUGAGGAACGACUCGUCUGUCAAUGGUGGUGUCACGCCGCUGGAACAGGAAGUGCUUGACGAAUAUAGCCGGUUACUAGGGAACAUGAAUCAGCUCACCAGCACACUCUCAGACUUGUCUUCCGGGCCAAUCACGCUUGAAAUCGCCGAAUCACUACGACUCCUCGAGCGCAAAGUCGCCUCAGUCUACACAUUAAUGAAAGCUAGCGUGUAUAGCAUUGUCUUGCAGCAGGGACAGGUCGAUGGAGAUGCGACGCGAUUAGAAGGAGAGGGAGAAACGACUGGGGGGAUGACUACCUUGCCUAUGCGAUGA
Messenger RNA from Lithohypha guttulata, 396 nucleotides. RefSeq lists its product as uncharacterized. Gene Ontology annotation, biological process: attachment of spindle microtubules to kinetochore. The coding region runs from base 1 to 396 and encodes 131 amino acids. Gene Ontology annotation, cellular component: mitotic spindle; DASH complex. Gene Ontology annotation, molecular function: microtubule plus-end binding. The transcript has 2 exons. NCBI's taxonomy places the organism in Eukaryota, Fungi, Ascomycota, Eurotiomycetes, Chaetothyriales, Trichomeriaceae. The record is from RefSeq and is a predicted model, not a curated record.